AUUGAAUGGAACCGUCUGCACCUGAUGAGGGCAAAGGUGAAUCUGUGCCUUGUUGUUUUGGUGCGUGCUAAGGUCGCUGUGGAGUAAGGUCGCCGUCAGGAACGUGCUUCGCGUUCGUCAGCACUUUUUCCUGGGCUGUUGAAAAGGAUUGUCCAAGAUGUUCGGCAUCGAGUUUGCCCCCCUGAACAUCCCCAUGAAGCGGCGCCUGCAGACUGCCGCGGUGCUGAAGUGGUGUCUGUGCUUCCUCCUGCUGGGGCACUCCUGCUGCAUCCUGGCUGUCGUUCUCCUCUUCACGCGAUGGUGGUGGUUCUCCGUACUGUACGCCACCUGGGUCAUCUUCUACGACAUCAACACGCCCCACAGGGGGGGCCGGCGCUUCCAGUGGGUCCGUAACUGGACCCUGUGGAAAUACAUGGCCGAAUACUUCCCCAUGGAGCUCGUCAAAAGUGCAGACCUGGACCCGGAGAAGAACUACGUUUUCGGCUUCCAUCCGCACGGCGUGCUGAGCGCGGGGGCUUUUGUGAACUUCGGUACGGAAGGGACAAACUUCUCGGAGGAGUUUCCCGGAAUCCGUCCCCACUUGCUGAUCCUGACGGGAAUAUUCUGGAUGCCAUGGCACAGAGAUUACGUGAUGACCAGUGGAUGCUGUGCUGUGAGCCGUGAGUCUGUGGAAUGGAUUCUGACCAGACAAGGAACAGGCAACGCUGCUGUCAUUGUUGUUGGAGGUGCCAUCGAGUCCCUGGAUGCCAUGCCUGGGAAGUGUACUUUGACUAUCAAGAGACGCAAAGGCUUUAUCAGGAUGGCUAUGAAGCAUGGUGCUGACCUGGUUCCUGUGUACUCCUUUGGUGAAAACGAGAUCUACACCCAGCUGAACAACCCACCCGGGUCGUUCAUCAGGAGUUUCCAGACCAAGCUGCAGAGGUUCACGGGUUUCGCUACCCCGCUGUUCCACGGGCGGGGCGUGUUCCAGUACACCUUCGGCAUCGUGCCUUACCGGAAACCCAUCCACACAAUCGUGGGCACCCCAAUCCCUGUGGAGAAGAAUGAGAACCCGACAGAAGAGGAGGUGGAAGCCCUACAGAGGAAGUACAUCGCUGAGCUCACCGUGCUGUUUGACAAGUACAAGGACAUGUACGACAUGGCGGACCAUGAGCUGGAUAUUCAGUAACCGUCUUUUUGAUUGACAUCUCUUAAACUGGCUAAUCUGGCGGAGUCAUGUUUGAGUAUUGUAAAUGCCCUUCACUUUGUGGGGAUUUGAUUUUUCUGUUAAAAAUUGGAGUGUUCACAGUGGUUUUAAGGUCAUGUUGGAAACAAUGGGGUAGAGUCGAUUCCA
Molecule: messenger RNA, 1333 nt
Organism: Branchiostoma floridae (Florida lancelet)
Lineage: Eukaryota; Metazoa; Chordata; Leptocardii; Amphioxiformes; Branchiostomatidae
Product: 2-acylglycerol O-acyltransferase 2-A-like
Exons: 6
Coding region: 158-1168 (336 amino acids)
Biological process (GO): triglyceride biosynthetic process
Cellular component (GO): endoplasmic reticulum membrane
Molecular function (GO): diacylglycerol O-acyltransferase activity
Source: RefSeq, a predicted model, not a curated record